Messenger RNA from Symbiodinium sp. CCMP2592, 3165 nucleotides. The record is from the annotation of a GenBank genome assembly. NCBI's taxonomy places the organism in Eukaryota, Dinophyceae, Suessiales, Symbiodiniaceae.
AUGCCGCCUAUUACGGCAGUGUACUGGGGGGUGGAUGGCGCCGAGAUGGGUCGCUGCCGUUUCGCCCAGGAUUCGAAGGUGGCCGAUGCAAAGAUGCUGCUAAAGGGCAAGGGAAAGCUGGCCAAGCCAGGCCAUGAGGCGCAGCUGCUCUUCAAGGAUGUCUCCCUGAAGGACCCAAGCCGCCCCUUGCUGCAGAUCUUCGGGCAGCAUGCCGAGGCCAUGGAAGAAGGAGGAAUCCAGAUGGACCUGCAGGUUCAGUUGUCUGCGCAGGUUGUUUUCAAGAAGGGAGAUGGCUCUCGCCGAUGCCGGCUCUGCGACCUGGAGGAGGAAGAGUGGUCUCAGGAGUACGACAAAGUUCCGAACUACUUCUUAAAGUGCAAGUCAGACUGCCAGGUCUUGGUGUGCAAGGCUUGUUGGGACGGCGGUAUUGAGGAGUGUCCCAACUGCCAUGAGGCUGUUUCCUCCCUGCCCUCGGAAGUGACCUUCACCGAAAAGCUGGAGGAUCCCGGUAGGCUCUUGGAGUUUACUGGCCCAGUGCAGAAGGUGGACCUGAAGCCAUGGAGGGGCAAACCUGAUCCAAGGGCAUACCAGGAGGCGGCUUUCAAGGCGGCUGUCCACGGGAACCGGAUCCUCGUUUUGCCCACCGGGACUGGCAAGACCUUGGUGGCAACAAUGCUUGUGGACCAUUUUCUCGCCGAUGAGCCGCAGGGCUUUGCCGUGGUCGUUGUCAAUGUGGCUCCUUUGGUCCGCCAGCAGGCAGACUACAUCCGGGACAAGUCGACCAUCCAGGCGGUCCGUGUCACUGAGCAACUGGGCAAUGGUGUCGAGUGGACUGAGGAGUACUGGAGAGCUGUGCGGCAGAACCAGGUCAUCGUCUGUACCGCAGAGAUCCUACGGAAGGCCAUUAUCGACCAUGCAUUCCUUCGGUUGGAUGGCUGCAAGCUCCUUGUUUUCGAUGAGGCACACCAUGCCCUCGGAGGCCAUCCCUUCGUAAGAAUCUUGGAGAGGGUCUCCGAGCAAGCUUCGGGGCCGAGAAUUGUUGGCCUCACGGCUUGCUUCUUGCAUGGGAGGCUCAAUGCGCCGGAGGCUAAGCGGCAGCAGCUUGAGGAUCGGUUUGCAGGCACCAUCUGGGUCCCCGAAGACGCCGACAUCCGAGAUCAUCUACCCAGUUUCAAUUUCGAGCGCUUGGUGGCCAAUCGGUCCGGAGGGGACUUGGUCUCAGAACGCAUCUUCCUGCAAAAGGCCAGGGAACUGCAGCAGAGCAUCUUGAGCGGCUUGCCUCAGGAUUUGCAGGACAUGGUUGUGCAGCAUGCCAACAAAGCGGAGGGCGUAAUGAAGUUGCUGGGUCGGGCGGGGGCCGAGUUUUAUUUCUCACAUGGCCUUCUCCCAUGCAUACAACAGAAGCUCGAGAUCAGAGGGAAGGUGUUCAGCAAAGGCCAGAAGUCCCAAAGGUCUAGUUCCAAAAUCCAGGCCAAGAUCGCACAGCUGGAGGACAUGCAAACAGCCUGUCAAUCGGAUCUGCCCAAGAGGCUGCAGGGCUUGCAAGCAGGUUUGGAUGACAUCUCCGGAAAGGCGCAGGCCUUGGUCCAGCGUCUGCAAGAGCUGCUGGAACUGGACGAGCAAACCCGAUGCAUCGUUUUCGUUGCAGAAGUCGCCCCCUCUUACCCGCUUGCGGAGCUGUUGAACAGCAGAGUCAAACCUGGGAUCCUGCCCGUCAGUGGCCGAUCCUCUAUGUCAGACACCGUGCGGGAGACGAAUCUCCGAAAGUUCCGUGACGAAAAGGAGCCAGUGUGGUGUUUAGUAGCCACGAGUUGCCUCGAAGAGGGAAUCGACAUUCCCUCAUGCAACGUCGUAGUGCGCUUUGACAAGUUCGACAAUGUCAAGAGCCACGUCCAAGGCACGGGUCGUUGCCGUGGGGCAGGCAAGGGUGGUCUGGUCAUCUACUUCGAGAAUGAUCCUGAGGAAGAACAACUUCGGGCUCAGCAGGUGCACCAGAUAGCACAGCGGGAUGCUCAGGAGCCGGUGGCAGCAGGACCUCGGCAAAGUGCUGCAGGCUCCAUACAUCCAGCCACAGGGGCCGAGAUCAACCGUGGCAAUUGCUUGACAUUGCUCAACAGCUACAUCAGCCGUGCCUGCUCAGGAAAUAUGUCCCUGGACGAUGCCUUCAAGCCAAGUUCAGCGGCAAUCAAGAAGUGUGUAGUGCCAACUCGCGACACCGACUUGACUGUCUCGGCAGAGGACGUGAAAGAGGAGGUGCGGAAGAAUCCGGAGCUGGCGUCUUGGAUGCCCAGGGAGCGCUUUGCACUUCUGACGUUGAUGCGGCUACGUGAGCAGGGAUUGCUCUCGGAGAACCACAUACCGGAGGUUAUGCCUGGUGAACAGCAGACCUUCGAUGCACAGGAAGUUGCAUCGAGGAGGCGUCAUCUCCGCUUCAACCCAAAGGCACUCGAGCUCCUUCAGGCUGUGAAGAGUGAGAUGUUGAAACGCAUCCGCAAGGGCUUGAACGGCGGCAACAGCAAGGGCAUCCUGAAGGAGUGUGUUGACUUGCUUCGGGGUGGUACGGAUGACAUUGUGUACCGAGAUGUGCCAUGUGGUUCGGGCUUCCAGCGCCGAGUUUGCCUCAAGGUCCUGCCGGAUGAGCCGUGCUUUCCAGCAGGUGAAUCAUGUCCGAAGAAAGUCGAAGCGGAGCAGAGCGCUGCACGCAAGGCCCUUGAAGAGCUGCAAGCCCUUCUGGAGCCCAUCGCCGAGCGAACCGAAGAGCUCUCCUCUGUCAAAGAAGCCGCCGCAAAGGAGAUUCCCAAGACCGGGGCUCCCAGUGAAUCCCCGCGAGCGCAGGAGGCGCCUGUGCAAGUUGCUCUCGAAGAUGCUGGGACCGAGCUUUCCCCGCUGCCUGUGCAAAAUGCAGCUGCUCUCCAAGACGCUGGGGCAGAGAUGUCCUCUGCGCCCAUGCAAGCUGCAGCUGCCGUCGAGGAAGGGAUGUCACUGAAAACUUUCUGUGCGGAGCACGGCCUCUCGGAUCGACUCCACACGAAGCUCAAAGGCGAAGACAUCAGGAGUCCAGAGGAGCUCCUGAUGAUCUCGGAAGAGGAUAUCAGCAAGAUCACCUCCGAGCUGAAGAUCGGGGAUAAAGCACGUUUCAGGAAGGCGAUUGAGUCCCUUCGUUGA